AUGAAAGACGUUUCAAAUUUAGAUGAUGACCUGAAAUCCUCAAGGAUCAAGAAGUAUAACAACCCAUCGCUUCAAAAUGAGGUCAAGGAAUGGCUUCUACAAGUUAUGAGCUCUAGUAUCAACGAAAAUGAACUCAGGUCCACAGACCUCGUCGAUUUCCUCAAAUCAGGGGAGGUUUUGUCACAGUUGAUAAAUUGUGUUUGGGGAGCAAAUACCCUUCCAGUGAGGAAAAGCAAAAUGGCUUUUGUACAGAUGGAGUCAAUUGAGCAAUUUUUAAACUUUAUCAAGUCCAAGGGGGUGCCUCAGGAUGAGUUGUUUCAAACAGUUGAUCUAUAUGAACGCCAAGAUCCGUAUCAGGUAGUGAUGGCCAUACAGUCUCUAUCACGGUUGAUUCAUAAGGAGUUUGGGGACCGAUAUCCCUUAAUUGGGCCCACCAUCGCUGCCAAGCAUGAGCGCCCAAAGGUCCCUCCAAAACCAAAAAAGUUCUCGGCUAAUAGUGGCGCUGCUUGGAGUACUAUGGAGUACGGUUAUAUGAACGGUAGUAAUCAAAAGACGGAAAACAUUGUUUUUGGCGCGAGAAGAGACAUUGUUAAACGUUGA
Ogataea parapolymorpha DL-1 is the source of this 600-nucleotide messenger RNA. Its product is annotated as ABC-type multidrug transport system. The transcript has a single exon. Bases 1 to 600 code for a protein of 199 amino acids. NCBI's taxonomy places the organism in Eukaryota, Fungi, Ascomycota, Pichiomycetes, Pichiales, Pichiaceae. Gene Ontology annotation, molecular function: protein binding. The record is from RefSeq and is a predicted model, not a curated record.